GGCGGCCGUUAGCGCGGGGCGGGGCUGCGGGGGCGGCGCGCUCCGCCGCGGCGCCGUCAUGGCGGACGAGACGCUCUUCCUGCUGCUGCACGGCGAGAUAGUGGCGGGGCUUUACCGGGCCGCCGAGCAGGGCGACGGGGAGAACGGGCGGUGCAUCAGCAAGCUGGAGAACAUGGGCUUCCGCGUGGGGCAGGGCCUCAUCGAGCGGUUUACAAAAGAUACUGCUAGAUUCAAGGAUGAAUUAGAUAUUAUGAAGUUUAUUUGCAAAGACUUUUGGACAACUGUGUUCAAAAAACAAAUAGAUAAUCUCAGGACCAAUCAUCAGGGUAUUUAUGUACUUCAAGACAAUAAAUUUCGGCUCUUGACACAAAUGUCUGCAGGAAAGCAGUAUUUAGAACACGCACCAAAGUAUCUAGCAUUUACCUGUGGACUAAUCAGAGGAGGYCUAUCCAAUCUGGGAAUAAAGAGCAUUGUAACAGCAGAAGUUUCAACAAUGCCAGCAUGUAAAUUUCAGGUGAUGAUACAGAAGAUGUAGAGCACUUUCAGAUCUGGGUAUCUACCUUAAUCGUUCGUCCACAACUCACUUCUGUAAUGAGUAUCAGCAGGAAGAUGGUUAGGCCUGCACGGAGCUGUAAAGGCACCACCAAGACUCUGAGGACAUUGGGGUUUGCUAAAUACUUCUUGUUGCAAGAUUUGCAUAAGAAUACAUAUCUUGCUCUAGGUAAGCAUGAGAAGAUCUCGGUUAAAGUACUUUUAAUGGRUUUUGCUUGAGUCUUAAGUUCAGGCUUUGCAUUUUUGAACUGAAUGAUGAUGAAGUUGAUGGUGUUACUGAAUCUUAUAGUCCUUAUGCAGAAGUUUUAAGAAUGCCUUGUCUUGUGGUAGUGAUUCAUUUUGGUGCUACUUUAAGAACAGCAAAUAUAAGUUAGAGAGAAAAACUAGCAUGUUAUAAUAGCACUUCUCUCUGCURUAACACUUUUCUGUGUUGCCAGAAGUAGGUUUUCUAAUUGCAUUGUGGGCAAGAACAGCAGAAACUUCCCUAAGCUCUAGGGAGCUUGGAAGCCUGUAAUAAUCCCGUCCUUUUCUAGGUGGUUAUUAUAAGCUGGCAGUAAAUGCGAUAAUCAGGGGUUUAUUAUACUUGAACUUAAAAAGAUCAGAACUUGGUCACAUCUUAGGUACUGUUAAUGUUAGUUCGUAAUAGUUCUAGUUGAUAACCUGACAGUUUUGAGAAGCCCCUAGAACAGAAGCUGGAGCAGAAUGCUAUUCCACUGUGUACACAGAGAAAAGCUUGCACUCUGCUACGGGACUCGAGGAGAAUUUGGCUUUUAUARUGGUACAAAGAUUACAGGAAAGUUGUUCCUUUCCUCUCUUGGUAGAUUUGCACUGUUAUGUCAAAUGGAUGGACAUUUUGACAGCACAUCUUACACAUCUGCAACAUAGGAAAGACGUUCAGUAAUGAUAAGAUGGAAUUGCAUCUCUAAAAUUAAAAUCAAGUACAUAUUAUAAUUCAUCCUUAUUUUAUACUUGAGCAACUGCUAAGAGUACUAGUAAUUAAGACUACUUUCCCAGAUGGAAAAGUACCAGUAGCUUUAAGACCCUUUAACAAUUUAUUGGUUAUGCACUUUAAGAAAAUAAAGAAAAAAAAAUGAGGGAGUUAAUUGAAACUAACUACUGGGAAAAUACCAUAUAUAAAUGUGCUGUACCAACACAAUUUGUUGUUCCUUUAGCUUUUUAGUUGUUGAAUAUAAUGAGAAUCCCAGGACCCACAAAACAGAUGCUGAAAGUUGUGUGGAAGCAUUCCAUGUUA
This is a messenger RNA of Nothoprocta perdicaria, 1804 nucleotides long. RefSeq names its product trafficking protein particle complex 6B (gene TRAPPC6B). Gene Ontology annotation, biological process: endoplasmic reticulum to Golgi vesicle-mediated transport; regulation of GTPase activity. The record is from RefSeq and is a predicted model, not a curated record. The transcript is spliced from 7 exons. The coding region runs from base 59 to 535 and encodes 158 amino acids. Gene Ontology annotation, cellular component: trans-Golgi network; cis-Golgi network; TRAPP complex. Lineage: Eukaryota; Metazoa; Chordata; Aves; Tinamiformes; Tinamidae.